This is a messenger RNA of Humulus lupulus (European hop), 1287 nucleotides long. RefSeq names its product amino acid transporter AVT1I-like. The coding region runs from base 44 to 1270 and encodes 408 amino acids. The transcript has 3 exons. NCBI's taxonomy places the organism in Eukaryota, Viridiplantae, Streptophyta, Magnoliopsida, Rosales, Cannabaceae. The record is from RefSeq and is a predicted model, not a curated record. Gene Ontology annotation, cellular component: plasma membrane.
AGUUUAAGGACUCUGGUUACAGAUUCAACUAAAGCUAAAACCGAUGGGAAGUGAGUCAGGGACACCUUUAUUAACUCAAAGCCAAAGGGAAGGAUCUAGCUUUCUAAAGGCAUGUUUCAAUGGAACAAAUGCUUUUCUGGGAAUUGGUCUGCUUACAGUUCCCUAUGCUCUCUCAAGUGGAGGAUGGCUGAGUUUAGGGUUGUUUUUCCUAGUUACCAUGAUGACCUUUUACACUGGAAUCUUACUGAAGACAUGUAUGGAUACUGAUCCAACAGUUAAAAGCUACUUAGACAUAGCGGAGAGAGCCUUUGGGAAAAAAGGAAGAUUCAUAGUGAUGAUGAUCAUGAACUCAGAGCUCUACUUAGUGGGCAUAGGACUGUUGAUCCUAGAAAGUGACAACUUAAAGAAGCUGUUUCCAAACUUCAUGAUCAGGAUUGGAGAAGUGGUGGCCAUUGAGUGCCGCCAAUCAUUUGUGCUGAUCACUGCUUUGGUGAUCUUGCCAUCUAUGCUGCUGACUGACUUGAGCAUACUCUCUUAUGUGUCUGCAACUGGAGUCUUUUCUUGCCUUAUAAUUCUUGGCUCCAUUUUCUGUGUUGGUGCCUUUGGAGGAGUUGGGUUUCAUGAAAAAGGGUCUUUACUUAAACUCACUGGCUUACCUACUGCUGUGAGCUUGUACAUAGUUUGCUUUGCAGGACACCCAGUUAUCCCUUCUAUCUACACUUCAAUGAAAAACAAGCACCAAUUCACUCAGGUAUUACUAUUCAGCUUUGUUCUCACAACUUUCACUUACUUAUUGACCUCUUGUCUGAGCUACAUUAUGUACGGAGAGAGUGUUGAGUCACAAAUCACACUCAAAUUACCAACCAAGCUGAUCAGUUCAAAAGUUGUAAUCUACACCACUCUGUUAAUUCCAGUCACUAAAUAUGCUUUGAUGUUAACCCCAGUAGCCAAUGCCAUUGAAGGAGGGAUUUCAACAGAUUUCAAGAACUCUAGAAAAGUUCAAUUACUUGUCAGGAUGGUGUUACUAUUAAGUACCACUGCGGUAGCCUAUGUAUUUCCAUAUUUUGAGAAUUUGAUGACCAUUGUUGGAUCUAUUUUUGCAGCACUUUGUUCAUUUGUACUUCCUUGUCUUUGUUACUUGAAAAUUUCAUCUUCAUACAGAAGUUGGAACGUUGAGUUGGUUGGGAAUGUGGCAAUAGUUUUGCUUGCAACUCUAGCUGGAGUUUUAGGGACUUAUUCAUCUAUUGCUGAACUUGUACACAAAUAUUGAACCACUUUUCAAGUUGG